This is a messenger RNA of Anneissia japonica, 3607 nucleotides long. Its product is annotated as cyclin-dependent kinase 8-like. Gene Ontology annotation, biological process: protein phosphorylation. The coding region runs from base 266 to 1729 and encodes 487 amino acids. The record is from RefSeq and is a predicted model, not a curated record. The transcript has 14 exons. Gene Ontology annotation, molecular function: RNA polymerase II CTD heptapeptide repeat kinase activity; ATP binding; cyclin-dependent protein serine/threonine kinase activity. Gene Ontology annotation, cellular component: nucleus; mediator complex. NCBI's taxonomy places the organism in Eukaryota, Metazoa, Echinodermata, Crinoidea, Comatulida, Comatulidae.
AUGAAGAUCACUGGUUGUCGCACUCGCUAUUUCCUAGAUGUUCCCGCAGUAAAUGUGCCUUGCGUGCUGCAUUUUGGCUGCUGACACCUGGCAGAAUUUAAAAGCAAAGAUACAAUGUUCAUGGAAACAAUAAAGGUUGGUUAGACUUGCAGUAGCAGAAAUGGAGAAAAUUAAUUGAAUGAAUAUAAAAAUUCUCGUAUUCCAUCCGAUUGUUAGCUGGCACGCAGCUCUCAAACUUGAUAUAGUACUUAAAUAACCAUCAAUAAUGGACUAUGAAUUCAAACAGAGGACGACUCAACAGAGAGAGAAGGUUGAGGACUUGUUUGAGUACGAAGGAUUUAAGGUUGGAAGGGGAACAUAUGGACAUGUCUAUAAAGCAAAGUUAAAGAAGGGAGGAAGUGGAGGAAGGGAGUAUGCCUUGAAACAAAUUGAAGGUUCAGGAAUAUCGAUGUCAGCAUGUAGAGAAGUAGCGCUUCUACGUGAAUUAAAGCAUCGAAAUGUGAUCAACUUAAGGAAAGUAUUUUUAUCAUACAGUGACAGAAAAGUUUGGCUGUUAAUUGAUUUUGCAGAACAUGACUUAUGGCAUAUCAUCAAAUUCCAUCGAGCUAAUAAAGGAUCAAAAAAAGGAUUUCCAACCACUGUCCCAGCAAGCAUGACAAAAUCUCUCCUAUACCAAAUCUUAGAUGGCAUUCGAUAUCUCCAUGCAAACUGGGUACUACACAGAGAUUUGAAACCUGCAAACAUUCUGGUAAUGGGUGAGGGGCCUGAAAGAGGUUGUGUCAAAAUUGCUGAUAUGGGAUUUGCACGAUUGUUCAAUUCUCCACUUAAGCCGCUAGCUGACCUUGACCCUGUUGUGGUGACCUUUUGGUAUCGAGCUCCUGAACUUCUUCUUGGAGCAAGACACUACACCAAAGCUAUUGAUAUCUGGGCAAUAGGUUGUAUAUUUGCUGAGUUGUUAACAUCUGAGCCGAUUUUUCACUGCAGACAAGAAGACAUCAAGACCAGCAAUCCGUACCAUCAUGAUCAGCUGGACAGAAUCUUCAGUGUCAUGGGGUUUCCACAAGAUAAAGAUUGGGAAGAUAUGAAGAAAAUGCCAGAAUACCCAACACUAGUUAAGGAUUUCAGCCGUCCAACUAAUAAUCCUUCAAGUAGUAGUAGUAGCAGCAGUGGAAAUGGUUCCAAACAACUUACAUAUAACAGUGGUGGAUUGGCGAAGUACAUGGAGAAACAUAAAGUUCAAAAAGAUACUAAAGGAUUCCAUCUACUUUCUAAAUUAUUAAUUAUGGAUCCAGACAAGAGAAUCACUUCAGAACAAGCCCUGGAGGAUGCCUACUUCAAAGAAGAGCCAACUCCAACAGCAGAUGUUUUUGGAGGUCAACCCAUUCCAUACCCAAAGAGGGACUUUCUUAAUGAUACUGAGGAUGGUGAUGAUAAGUCUUCAUCAGCAAGCAAGGCUGCCAGCUCCAACAACCAUGCAGCUAAGAGAAUGCGUGUUUCUGGACAAACAGGCUCUUCUGGAAGUGGUAUGGUACAAGGAGACUAUCAAGGCCAGCAGAAGCAUUUGAGUGGCUAUCAGCAAGGUCGGUCUGCUCAACGCGAGCAAGUGCCCUCACAGUCCAAGACCGGCAUAAUGUACUCGUCCACCUCCACCCAACAACAAUCAAACAGCGGAACAUACCACUCACAGCAGCAUCAUCAACAGCAACACCACCAUCAGCAUAGGUAUUGAAGUUAUCAAGUACUAGUCUCACAAUCCAGUCACUGACUAGACUUGUAAUACAGUCACUCAAGAGUCGUCAAUUCAUAUUACAGUAUUGAUGUAUCAUGUUGAUCAUGCUACUGGUAGAGACAAAGAGAUGGACAUGAAUUUACAGACCAUUCCUUUUACAAAAGAGUUACUAAUACUAUUACAGUAGUACUCUUUGCUAAUAUGCAGUGACUCUGAAGCCAAAAAUAAUGGGAGAUUAUUCUGUGAACAAUUGUUUCAGUUUUGCCACUAAUUACUUUAUACUUCUGUUACCAUUAUUCUUUGUUGCAAAAAAAUAUUUGUGGAUUUUUCUUGAACAGAAUAAUUGAACAAUAUAAGUUAUCGUGGAUAACUAUUAACUGAAGUCAAUAGUAUGCCCUACUGCCUCGGUAUUCAUCCCACGGCCUGCAGGCCAACUCCGGCCCGCCAAAGACUUUGAUCUGGCCCACGCGACAUUGCUAUAGACUGAAUCAUUUUCCCGUCUGAUUUUCAGUCCACCUACUCUAGCACUGUUAACAAGAAUCUGGGCUUUUGCCCGAGUGUAGCUCACUGUAUAUAGUGGCGUUGAGUAUUGGCAUGAAGAGAGGGAGACUGGUUGAGAAUAUAGGAUUAAGUGAGAGGCGCUAAUAAUAUGAUGCAAUUACUAACCAUUGAAGGGAAUUGUCAGUAGGCUCGGAGGUAUGUCAUUCUGUUGAAAACAUUGUUUUGGAAACAUAUUUUUUACAGUCUGAGAGUGCCAUUUCUGGCCAUCUAGGAGUGUCCAUUCUAAAAUCUGUACUCACCUCAGCCAUAACCAUGGUGGGGCUGAGGUAGAUGUGGGUCCUUUUUGGGGACGGCAGACUCCUUGUCAGGGAAAUUCUGAGGCUGGCAUUGUUUUUAACUACAUGUACUUGGUAGGCCUACUUAAAGUGGUUUUUUUUUUUUCAGAAAAUUUCAAGUGGUAGGGUAGGUGAACCUGGGGUGCAAGUUUUUAUUUAUCCUCCCACCCUCCCUAUGCUACUGAAUUUUCUCAUUUUAACAACACAGGGCCUAUCAUAUUUGAUGAUGAAACAAAAAGGGUACAUUACAAUAGGACAAUAAAAUAUAAUGGGUGGGGCUGAUUGAACAAAUUUGGAAGUACAUACAGUACACAAUAUUAUUUCGCUCCUGCCGCUGGUGUCAAUAGAUUCAAACUAGCAACCUGCUUAAAAUUUUGAAUACCCGGGCCCUACUGUAUUUAACCACUAAUUGUGCUGGGUAGAUACCGAAACACCAGGCUAAUUGUUAAAUAUCUUAAUUGAUAAGACCAGAGCUCUUGGAAAAUAAACAUGCAUUUAGUUAGCAUUAAAAAUGAGCAUGUUUAAAAAAAAAUCUUAUACUAUCAAGGUGAUUUGGAUUAGACCUGAUAAGCAAGCAAGUUUCUUGAUGAAAAUUGUAUAAUUCUACUAAUACCAUAAUUUAUAUUGUAUUAUUAUUAUUACAGUAUUUAUUUUUAAAGGUUAUUUGUACAAGGCUGUAUUUAUCUGAUAGAAUAAAAUUAUUCAACAAAAAGCACCAUGAUAGCUGAACUUCAUCAACUUUUAAAAUGUCACUAUAUAAUGUGUAAUUUCUUUCUUUGAAUGACAAAUGUAAAGUUGUGGCAACCAUGGUGCUUAUUGGUCUAAUGCAAACAUUGCAAAAGCAGGGUCGCUGAAUUUGAGUAUGAAGGCCUAGGGUAGUUUAAACAAAAAUUGUACUAGUAAUGUACAAUAAUACAGUAAUGGAAUUUAAUGACUCAGUCUUAAUUUGCAGGAGUGGAACGGGGUCUAUAAAAUAAUUUUCUAGAUUCAUGUAAGCUCAUAGAAGAGACAGCAAAUGCACAAAUAAAUUUGGGCAAAAGUG